Messenger RNA from Lactuca saligna, 967 nucleotides. The record is from the annotation of a GenBank genome assembly. Lineage: Eukaryota; Viridiplantae; Streptophyta; Magnoliopsida; Asterales; Asteraceae.
AAAAAAAAAGGACUAAAAAAAUACACCAUCUUCCCUCCCUCCCUCCCCUCCAAUGUCUUUGAUUUUAUACUAAUCCAUCCAUCACACUAGUGGCUACUGCUCUCUUCUGUCACACGCAAUUUCGGCCUUAGUGUGUGUGUGUGUGUUUCUUGAAAGGUUAAAAACAGAGAGCCGAUUCUUCUUUUCAACCCACCGAUUGUUUUGUAUAUCAAAAGGGAAAAGUCGAUAGGGACAUGAAUAAGAUGGAAAGAGAGAGUGAAAUCAAGGUAUCAAAGUUCAAAAGAAUUUGUGUUUUCUGUGGGAGUAGUCAAGGAAAGAAAAGCAGCUACCAAGAUGCUGCUAUUGAGCUUGGGAAAGAACUGGUUUCAAGAAACAUUGAUCUCGUGUAUGGAGGAGGUAGCAUUGGCUUAAUGGGAUUGGUCUCGCAAGCUGUCCACGAUGGUGGUCGUCAUGUUAUUGGGGUUAUUCCCAAGACGCUCAUGCCUCGAGAGUUAACUGGUGAAACAGUAGGGGAAGUGAAAGCAGUGGCAGAUAUGCAUCAAAGGAAAGCAGAAAUGGCGAAGCAUUCUGAUGCUUUUAUUGCUUUACCAGGUGGUUAUGGUACACUCGAAGAGCUACUUGAAGUGAUAACAUGGGCUCAACUGGGAAUUCAUGAUAAGCCGGUGGGUUUAUUGAAUGUUGAUGGAUACUACAAUUCAUUACUGUUAUUCAUCGAUAAAGCAGUAGAGGAAGGAUUCAUCAGUCCAAGCGCACGUCACAUCAUUGUAUUGGCACCAACAGCGAAGGUUUUGGUUCGAAAACUUGAGGAGUACGUGCCUUGCCAUGAAAGAGUUGCUUCGAAAUUGAGCUGGGAAAUGGAGCAACAGCUUGACUACAGUGACGAUGAUAUUUCUAGGUGAUGAAGAAUGGAUGCAGCAGGGUGUUUUUGGUUUUUGGUUUUUGGUUUUUUUUUUUUUUUUGAUGAAGA